CUCGCGAAACAUAUGUCUAUUAUGUCUCAUCUAGUCAUCUUUUAGUGUCUGGUGUCUGUGUUUUCUUGUUCCUUCUUGCGAAUCAUGUUUAAACUCUGAAGCAACAAUUUAAUAUAAUUGGACGCCUUGUCUUUAUGUGGUCAUUUUAAKCAUUCCGUGUGAUUGUAAAGUUUAACAAUCAAAUUUAAUAUAUAUCAAAGUAUUCAACACAUACGCGAUAGAAAAUUGUGUUUUGAGUACCAAAACAAAAUUCGAAUUUUUUUAAAUUUACAAAAUUCAAUUGGUUUCUUCGGUAAUUACUUUUCGAAAAAUAGUAACUGAAGUUCUGUCAUUAAUUAAUGUUAACUGAAAACACAAGGCCGUCAGCAACUUCUCACAAGUAAUAGUCAUGGCUAAGUGGUUGGAUUCAGAUGAUCUACUUCCAUACGACAAUCAAGUUGGAGGUCAUAAAUUUACUAAAGAAAAACCAUUGUUGGGUUUAUUGAAACAUAAGGAAGGUUACAUAUUAAAAUCAGUAGAAGGUGGUACCAAAGGAAAGAAUGAAGUACGCUUUUAUGAAGAAUUAAUAAAAAAUGAAAGCCUUAUAAAUCUCAGAAAACUAGUUCCAUUAUAUUAUGGUACUGUUACUGUUCAAAUAAAUUCUAUAGAUAUGACAUUCAUUGUUUUGGAUGAUAUUACCACAGGCAUGAAAAAACCAUGUGUGAUGGAUGUAAAAAUUGGUUCACAGACAUGGGAACCAGGUUGUUCAGAAAAAAAAAAAAAUGAUGAAAAUGUAAAUUGACUUAUGUUUUAUUUAAAUUAAUGAAAUUAGUACUUUAAGCAAAAAGUAAAAAAAAAAUUUUUAAAUACAAAAUAAAAAUGUAUCAACUGGUAUCAGUCGCAUCUUGAGUUAGUUCUAAAGGCAGGUGACAUUAAAAUUUUAACAUUGUAGAAUUAUUAUCUCUCUUUUGAUUCUAAUGCAAUGUUUUUUACCCAUUCAAUUAUGCACAUAAUGAACUCAUAAAAAUAAAUUUAGAUACAUUGCAUGAUAUUUACAU
Molecule: messenger RNA, 1037 nt
Organism: Diuraphis noxia (Russian wheat aphid)
Lineage: Eukaryota; Metazoa; Arthropoda; Insecta; Hemiptera; Aphididae
Biological process (GO): inositol phosphate biosynthetic process
Cellular component (GO): cytoplasm; nucleus
Molecular function (GO): inositol tetrakisphosphate kinase activity; inositol-1,4,5-trisphosphate 3-kinase activity
Source: RefSeq, a predicted model, not a curated record